Molecule: messenger RNA, 32241 nt
Organism: Coregonus sp. 'balchen'
Lineage: Eukaryota; Metazoa; Chordata; Actinopteri; Salmoniformes; Salmonidae
Source: the annotation of a GenBank genome assembly
AUGAACCCCUGGGCCAUCAUCCUCCGUGAGAUGUACUCAAACACGUGUCUGUUCUUCAAGCAGCCGCGUAGGGAGAGCUGCACGUGGUCCUCGCCCCAGACCCCCAGCAGAGCCUGGGUCUCCCAAUCGGACCAGGGCAUCUUUCUGCUGGACUCUGUCACAGCGUAACUGGCUGAGCCCUGGCCUUAAAAGAUAUAUCUGUUUUUGGGAGGCUUUAGGUGGCUACUAAGUACAUUUUUAGAAGAUUGAUUAUGACUAGGGUCCUGAUUUGACCUGACCAGGACAAACAACUGUUGGCACUGACACAGGAAAAACACAGGGCCCUAAUUACAUUAGACUUAGAGGGUAAGGAUGAUGAGGAGGCACCAUACAUGUUUCCUGAUCUGCUUCCUCAGUGGGAUCUGGAUUGAAGUCAUCACACAAAUCAACAAUCUCUGCAUCGGGGGAGAGAGUGUCGUUGCCUAGCACCGGCUCCAGGAACCUGAAGUAUCUGAAAAGUAAGGGCUCCCCUCCGACUCUGUAGGUACGAUCAGAGGUAGAGGGAGGUGGAGAACAGUGGGAGAUGAAGGGUUAAUUUGCAACAGGUUCCAAUUUAGACACCAAGACUCACCUUACCCACAAAUUAUCUGUGCUUUCCACUUACUUCCUGCUGUGGAGACACCGUCGGUAGGUUUUCCUCAGCCGCUUAACCCUCGAGUGGCACUGCUCAGCCGUUUUGAAGUGCCCCAUGGUGGCCAGCUUCUCCGCUAUGUCGGCGAAAAUGUGCCCGUUGCGGACGCAACCUCGGAGGCUUGUCUGGACCUCCUCGUUCCCCCACAGCUCAAUGAGGGCCAGCGUCUCUGGCUCCGACCACGGGGUGUAUCUCAUCUCAUCAGCACCUGCUCCGGGAGACAUUACAUUGGAAACCUCCAGAUCGUAGGUACCGCCCUGCUGAUUGGAUUGACUGAGUCUACAGUGUAAACAUAUAACCGUCUGUAAGAUCACUGUACCUGUGUCCUGGUCUACUGUUUGAUCGUCUCUUUCAUCGUACUCAUCAAUGGAGACCGCUUCAUGCCCAAGUAUUCGCUCCAACUGAUUGUAGAACUUGUAUUCCACUCCCUUUCUUCCACAUCUGAGAAUAGCAGACAGAAAAGGAAGCCAUUUUGAAAUGAAAAAAAUGUGGGUCGAAAAUGUUUUGGGAUGCAGUAUUCUGGCUAUGGGUUAGAUUAGAGUACGCUUAUGUUUCUGUAAAUUAGUAUCAAACAUCAGAAAGUGUCAAAUUUAAACCUGUUGGGUACAAACAUACUUUUUCCUGUCGUAGCACUGACGGAAGUUGUUCCUCAUGGACUUGACUUUCCAACGACACUGCUCUGGGGUCUUGGAGUACCCUUGGUCAUGCAUCUUUUCUGAUAUGUCCAUGUAGACAGGGGCCGUUGUGGACAAAGUCUCUCAGCACCCUCUGAACCUCAUCCUCCCCCCAGAUGUCAAUAAGGGCUAGGGUCUCAGGAUCCGACCAUGAGCCUGGUGUGGUCCUCUCAGAAGUGAUGUUGUUGUCUGCUUCUGUAGACUCUAAAUACAAAACAGCCCAAUAACAUAAAAGUUUCCCCGUUUAGACUUGGAAAAGGUACUUGUGUUGAGGAGACGGCACCUACAGUAGAACCAGUAACUAAAUAUGAUAUACCCAUGCAGGGUGUCAUUAGAAGGUUUGCAUAGUUUGAAAUGAGCUGAACUUUUACCUUGAAGUGAGUCACUGUUUGAUUCCUCUGAUAUGUCAUUGGUCAAGUCUGUCACCACUGUGCUGGUGGAGGGAGGCUGCCUUUCAAGUAUUAGUUCCAAAAUAUCGUAGAACUUAAAAUCAACCUGCUCAGACCCAGAUGAACUAGGAACAACACAGGAAGAGAGAGAUUGCAAAAUUAGAAUCUAUCUGUAAUCCAAUUCACAUUAGCAAAAUGACAAAUGUAUCAAUAAUAGAAGCUGAAAGGCAAUGGUUACCUGAUGGUUUCCUGACACUGCCGAUAGCUGGCUUUCAAGCGCUUUAUCCUGGUGUGGCACUGCUCUGCAGUUCUGUAAAAGCCACGGAAGUUGAGCUUUUCCGAAAUCUCUGAGUAUAUGUGACCGUUGUGCGGGCAGCGCUUCAGGUUCUGCUGCACAGUGUCAUCUCCCCAGAGCUCCAGGAGGAUCACCGUCUCGCCGUCCGCCCAGGGGACCUUCUUCCUGUCUUCUGGCACGCCCACAGCAGCCUCUGGAUGGAUCAGAGUCAAAGGGAAAGAGUGUGUGAGAAAGAUUGUCCCAAUCCCAAACCAUCCACUCACCCUUAUCCCUAAACCCUUGUUGACUCCUCCUCACAGAUAUCAAAGAAUGAGUCAGAUAUGCUAGGUCGAGUUUCUUCCCCAUCCUUCCAUACCCAUACAGGAGUGCUCAAGUUCAUCCUAUUAUAUUUUACUAGUGAAAGAGGUACUGGUUAACCAGUAGAGAGAAUGUGACCAUACCUCUCUCCUGGAAAGAGUAAACAGAGCACUCGUUGUCUGCUGACCAUCCUUCUCUAGACUCCAUGUCAAGACAGUUUUCUGACACCUCCACGUAUGAGGGAAGCUCAUUCCCCAGUAUUCUCUCCAGUAGGUCAUAGAACUUGCAUUCUACUUGCUCUCUUCCUUUCAUGCUGCGUUUGGGGAAAGAAAACAAAGCACUUUUCUGGCUCAAAUAGACAAAAUGUAAGCCAUGACAGGAUAUCAAAGAAGAAUAUAAAGGCCCGAGCAUAGAUCCCUGUGGAACUCCCAAUGCACAAAGCAAAUGAUUGUUCAACUAUAAUUGACAUACUUGUUCUCGUAGCACUGUCGGAAACUCCGUUUCAGUCUUUUCACCCUCGUCUGGCACUGCUCUGCAGUCCGAAUAAAGCCCUGGGCAGACAUCUUUUGGGAUAUCACAGCAAAAAGGUGACCAUUUCUAUGCAUACCCCUCAAUUCCCUCUGCAUUUUGUCCUCUCCCCAUAUGUUGAUUAGGGUGAGGGUCUCCAAGUCUGUCCAGGGAACACUUCUGGUUCCUUCCGUGGAAAUAGAGACAAACACAAGAGCAGUGAUCACUGACUAUUAAUCAUUUACAUUUAACAUUUUAGUCAUUUAGCAGACGCUCUUAUCCAGAGCGACUUACAGUUAGUGAGUGCAUACGUUUUCAUACUGGCCCGUGGGAAACGAACCCACAACCCUGGCGUUGCAAGCGCCAUGCUCUACCAACUGAGCUACACAGGGCCAUUUGAUUGAUUUUGUUGAAUCACAAUGCACAUUCCAAAUGUUAAGUCAGCUGUAUUAACAUUCUAGCAGUUUGACCUCUUUGUAAGAUGUUGGGCAACAUGCUGCAUGCAAACACACAUUAGUCCCUUUCCCAAGAGCCAAUAUUAUGCGAUUUACCAAGACAGGCACAAUAGGACCAUACCAAUCUCUUCUAGACCAGAGUGGCCAGGGAACUCCCAAUCUUCAGUGUCUUCUAGCUGGUCAUCUGUCACCUCUUCAACAUCAUAGGUGACCUCAGGAAAUGUUGAGGGGGACACAUUCCCAAGUAUUCGCUCUAGCUGGUCAUAAAAUUUGCAUUCCACUCUGUAUAUAGGGAAUGGUUUCAGUGUGAGAAUACAGACAAGCACAUUCCAGGGAUAUUUUCCCCAUGUCCAUAACGUGCCAGAGAUAAAAAAGAAUAAUUAUUUAUAUAUAUAUAUAUACACACACACACACACACACACAGUGGGGAGAAUAAGUAUUUGAUACACUGCCGAUUUUGCAGGUUUUCCUACUUACAAAGCAUGUAGAGGUCUGUAAUUUUUAUCAUAUGUACACUUCAACUGUGCGAGACGGAAUCUAAAACAAAAAUCCAGAAAAUCACAUUGUAUGAUUUUUAAGUAUUGAAUUUGCAUUUUAUUGCAUGACAUAAGUAUUUGAUACAUCAGAAAAGCAGAACUUAAUAUUUGGUACAGAAACCUUUGUUUGCAAUUACAGAGAUCAUACGUUUCCUGUAGGUCUUGACCAGGUUUGCACACACUGCAGCAGGGAUUUUGGCACACUCCUCCAUACAGACCUUCUCCAGAUCCUUCAGGUUUCGGGGCUGUCGCUGGGCAAUACGGACUUUCAGCUCCCUCCAAAGAUUUUCUAUUGGGUUCAGGUCUGGAGACUGGCUAGGCCACUCCAGGACCUUGAGAUGCUUCUUACGGAGCCACUCCUUAGUUACCCUGGCUGUGUGUUUCGGGUCGUUGUCAUGCUGGAAGACCCAGCCACGACCCAUCUUCAAUGCUCUUACUGAGGGAAGGAGGUUGUUGGCCAAGAUCUCGCGAUACAUGGCCCCAUCCAUCCUCCCCUCAAUACGGUGCAGUCGUCCUGUCCCCUUUGCAGAAAAGCAUCCACAAAGAAUGAUGUUUCCACCUCCAUGCUUCACGGUUGGGAUGGUGUUCUUGGGGUUGUACUCAUCCUUCUUCUUCCUCCAAACACGACGAGUGGAGUUUAGACCAAAAAGCUAUAUUUUUGUCUCAUCAGACCACAUGACCUUCUCCCAUUCCUCCUCUGGAUCAUCCAGAUGGUCAUUGGCAAACUUCAGACGGGACAUGCGCUGGCUUGAGUAGGGGGACAUUGCGUGCGCUGCAGGAUUUUAAUCCAUGACGGCGUAGUGUGUUACUAAUGGUUUUCUUUGAGACUGUGGUCCCAGCUCUCUUCAGGUCAUUGACCAGGUCCUGCCGUGUAGUUCUGGGCUGAUCCCUCACCUUCCUCAUGAUCAUUGAUGCCCCACGGGGUGAGAUCUUGCAUGGAGCCCCAGACCGAGGGUGAUUGACCGUCAUCUUGAACUUCUUCCAUUUUCUAAUAAUUGCGCCAACAGUUGUUGCCUUCUCACCAAGCUGCUUGCCUAUUGUCCUGUAGCCCAUCCCAGCAUUGUGCAGGUCUACAAAUGUAUCCCUGAUAUCCUUACACAGCUCUCUGGUCUUGGCCAUUGUGGAGAGGUUGGAGUCUGUUUGAUUGAGUGUGUGGACAGGUGUCUUUUAUACAGGUAACGAGUUCAAACAGGUGCAGUUAAUACAGGUAAUGAGUGGAGAACAGGAGGGCUUCUUAAAGAAAAACUAACAGGUCUGUGAGAGCCGGAAUUCUUACUGGUUGGUAGGUGAUCAAAUACUUAUGUCAUGCAAUAAAAUGCAAAUUAAUUACUUAAAAAUCAUACAAUAUGAUUUUCUGGAUUUUUGUUUUAGAUUCCGUCUCUCACAGUUUAAGUGUACAUAUGAUAAAAAUUACAGACCUCUACAUGCUUUGUAAGUAGGAAAACCUGCAAAAUCGGCAGUGUAUCAAAUACUUGUUCUCCCCACUGUGUGUGUAUAUAUAUAUAAUUAUUUUUUGUUGUCUUAGCACGUUCUUAUGUAAUGUACUCACUUCUGCUGGAGAGACUGACGAAAGCUGUUCUUCAGUCGUUUGAUCCUGGUCUGACACUGCUCUACAGUUCUCAUGUAGCCUCUCUCAGACAUACUUUUGGAAAUGAGAGUGAAUACGUGCCGAUUUUUGACACAGCCUUUCAGAACUCGCUGCACAGAGUCUUUUCCCCAAAUUUCUAUCAGGUUUAGAGUCUCAUCAUCAGACCAAGGGACUUUGGUGUCAGUCGUCAUGGAAUAGGCAGCACCUUGGGGUUCUUGACACAAAAGGGUAAGUAAAACUGUCAUGUAUUUUCUUUUACCAUGUACUGUAUUUUACAUUUCAUUCAGAAUGAACAGAAAUUCCACACCUGUGUAUUCUCCCCAUAUCGAGAUGAGAGGAGAUUCACUAGAAGAUUCGAUAUUCACUGGAGAAUCCCUGUAAAGGAGGAACACAGAAAUUCACAUAAAGCAGAUUUAAAACCCCCACAAAAGAAACGCAAUGGCAUCAAAGGCAUGCUGGGAGACACACCAAUAUGAGCAACUUCAAUAUCAGUUCUUACUGAAACAGAGGUGAAUCUGCUUGCCGUUUCCCGGGAACCUCCGAAUUGUCACUCAUUUUCCUCUUCCAGGGCAGUGUCUGCCCUCUCCUACUCUCAUUGGCUGAAAAUGGCGUUCCCUCCUCCAUAAUUUCAUCCUUUUCGAUUCGGUCCCUCUGUUCAUUUCUCUUCUGUUUUGUUCUCUCAGAUAUCCUCCUCUUGCCAGUCUCCAGAUUUGAUUGGUCAAUGGGAACUUCAAUAAUCUCUUCUUUAUUUGGAUGAUCAGAGUGUUUUUGAGUGUGUUUGUCAGCAGUAGUCACCGGUUUUGUGACUGGAGGGAGGGACAGAGAAGAGAGGAUGCAGUCGUCCAUAGGUAAAGAGCGAGUGUCUGAGAGAAAGAGAAUGAGAGGCUCAGUAAAUAACUGCAACUUCUCACCCGGUUAGCUACCACAAACAGUCAAAUAAUGAAUUAAUAAUUCUAACAAUCAAAGCAAAGUGAUACAGUAGCAAAGAUCAUGACUCAUCAGUCAUAAUUAUCCACUGACCCAACCUUACCUUUUACGUCAAUGUGUCCAAGAUUUCUGUGAUGUUCAAUUAAAGCCUUCAUCUCCUCUGGGGGAGUCGCUGACUGCAAACACUCAUCCAGAACUGAGGGGGCUCCAUCAAGCCAUGACACCAUCUGAGAAAGAGCCCUUAGUCAUCACAGGUGUGCAUUAGCAGUGGUAGGUUAAAGUUUAAUACAAUACAUACUGUAUUCUGAAGGCUAACUGAAGGCAAUAGUCAAGGUGAAUAUGUGUUGUGAAAUAAGAUGUUCAGUUCAAUGGUAGCACCUGUGCAAAGUCUGGUACAGGCAACAGCUCCUCCAGUCUGGAGAGGAACUCCCACAGGAGAAUCUCCAGUGCUGUGUCAUACUUCUGGCCGUACUGUACUGGGAACACCUCCUGGGGGUUAGAAGACAUAGGAAAAAAUGAAAACGAGAGAGAGAGAGAGAGAGAGAGAGAGAGAGAGAGAGAGAGAGAUCAUCUUACCAGGAAGAAGUGCUCUUUCACACCUGGGUCUUGUAGCAGGGUUUGGACCAGCUCCAAGAAAUUGGCCCCGGAAUCCUCUACUUGUGCAUCUGUCCCCUGUAACAUGCACACACACCACAGGAGAUUCAUUACCCAAACUCUGUGUGUAUUUCUUCCUAUAUAUUAAAUGUAUUUUAUGCACAGGAGGACGCUGAGGGGAGAAUGGCUCAUAAUAACAGCUGGAAUUGAGUGAAUGGAAUGGCAUCAAACACAUGGAAACCAUGUGUACCAUUCAAUUUAUGCCAUUGCAGACAUUACUAUGAGCCCGUUCUCCACAAUUACAGUGCUACCAGCCACCUGUGGGUUAAUGUGUAUAGUAAAUCACUCACACAGUGGUCCCUGGGUGUAGUAAUGGAAGCUUUGAUUCUGUCCAGGUGGGGCUGGAUGGUCUCAGGGUCGACUUGGUGAUCACCACGACACAACUCCAGAACCAGCUAUGGUCACAAAAAAAGUAUUUCAACACUAUCAUUGGCACUGUGCGCUACUGGUUUACUGCUUCAACUAUCAACCACUUUUUCGACAGAUUGGAGGGAACUAAUACGGUGUUACCAAUAGCUAAAUGUACAAAAAUAAAUAAACAACAUUUCAGUCACUAAAUAAAUCCAUGUGCAGACACACGUCUCAACAGAGAUGCUAACCCUGGCUCUCAGUCCCAGAAUGAGUUGGGCCCUCUGCCGGUAAGUCAACAGCUCUGGAACCAUCUCUGUCACCGAGGUGACAAACUCCUCCAGCAUCCCGUAAUGCAUGACAAGUCCUUUCUGCACAACUUGCCACAUAGCAGCUGACAGAAGUUGCAAGGGUGGUGCCAAAAGGCGCAAAUAAGAAAUUGAUAGAAGGGGAUCUGCGAGAGAGAGAGAAAUAAUUAUGUUCACACAUUAAAACACUACUAAGAUCUACCAGCACAUUGGGUAUUUGCUCUUCCAAAGACAUUACAUCAUAGGACUGACAGGGCAACAGUGUCAGGGUGCCCUCUACUGGCCCUCCAAGACAAAAACAAUGCCACAUUAUUUAUUUAGCAACCCCAUGCUUAUACUGUAUUUGAGAAUAUUAAUUAGUGGUGAGCCUUUGUGUUGGGGAACAUAUGGGUAACGUCAUCUUAAUUUGAUCCUUUAAACAAUUGCACAUAGCCUAAACUAAAUAUGAGCCGCAGGAUACACGCUCACGAGGAUGGCACCAGCAUGCAGAUGCAUAACAAACUCAACUCUAUAAUGCUGCGUUCAGGUCGGCACUAGUAAACUCGGAAAGUUCCACUAUAUACACAUUGUAUAUAAAGCAAUGAUCGCAAGCAGAUGUGUAUAAGAAACGUAGGCCAAACACUGCCCAGGUGGUGAAAGAAAAAUCAGUAUUUCGAAAAAGUCACGCACCUUUGUAAUUUUCUCUACGGAUUCUUUCCAUUGCUUGUUUCCGAUUUUCAAAAAAUAUCCGACAGUGUCGCAAAUAUAUCUCAAUAACAGGGUUAUUUUGCUUGUGGUAGUAGUGUCAACGCAAACUAAAAUGCUCUGAUGCUAUCUUGGUAAAAUGUGGAUGUAUUUCUAAUAAAAAACGUGCAUCAUUCUGCAGGAAGAAAAACAUAUCUUUGGGCGCAUAAAUCAUUCGAAAAUAUAAGGAGACUGCUUCUCUCAGUUUGAACGUGUAUGACCGCAAACAAAGAUUCUGGUCUAAUCCGCUUUAGUCCGGAUCACAUGAAGCCUGAUUCCCCCAUUUGUUGUGGAGAACCACAAUAGCCCCGUUUUGCUAAUGAAGGCCACUAGGUGGAGUCACCGCCACUUCCGGGUUGAUUUUAAGGACUAUGGAUAUAGACCAAAACCGCCAUAUAAUUAUCCAUAUGUGGCUAAUCCCUUUUAUACAAUACAUUGUGUGUGAGUGUGAAUUACACUCAUGACAUUCGAGGGCGGGGGUCUCCAUUUAGACACUGUGAUACUGUACUGUCUUUGCAUUGUCCUUUUCCCUAAGGUUCGUUUUUCUUUCAUCACAACUGAGGAGGAAGGGUGGAGCCACAGCCACAGCAAUAUCCGGGAACGCUUGCGAAACAGACCAAACAGACCACGCCGGGGUUUGGGAUUUGAGAAGUCAAUCAGAGAAGUGAAAAAUUAUUCCUGAGUUGUUAAUUUUCUCGAAAUCUAAAGACACAACCUAGAUUCGAGCAAAUGUCUUAAGUAGUUGAAGAUGUUAUAACUCCAACCUCGUGAAAGUGACAAACUGACACGUUUUCAUUUUCGUAAAAAACUACUUUAUAUCGAAGGAACGCCUUUAAUUUGACUGGCCGCACAUGCGCAGAUAGGCGCCAGACGACCGUUAGACACGAUAACGUAUUUCUACGCAUGCGCUUUACUAGCCAACGUCGUCAUGACAUUGCCUACAAGUGUGAUCGGGGAUUUCUAUUGGAGAAGCAGUUUUAGAUUGUCUUCAUACUAUACUGUCUUUGCUGUAAACCAGGGACAACAGUUGCGCAAAUCAUUGCGAGAUGGCUCAGCAAUUGUUAUUAAAAAUAAUUUGCGAUCAUCAGGGAACAUUGGACUAUGCAGAUCUGGCAGAUAUUGGUUGUGGGGCAGAUAUAAUCUGCGCUCUUGAUAAACUUGUUGAAAACGAUUUAUUUUCUAUAGCGGAGUGCAAUGGAAACAAACGCAUUUUUGCGAAAACGAAAGUUAGACGCUGCAAAGCUCAGCAAUGUGAUGGCUGCAAUGAUUUACACCUGUGUAAAUUUUAUUUGUUUGGGGACUGCAAGAAUAGUAGGGGGAGGUAAGCAUAACAUUUGUUGUAUAUGAUUUACAUUUUAGUAGACGCUCUUAUCCAGAGCGACUUACAGUUAGUGAAUACAUAUUUUUUUUAUACUGGCCCCCCGUGGGAAUCGAACCCACAACCCUGGCGUUGCAAACGCCAUGCUCUAUCAACUGAGCUACAUCCCUGCCGGCCAUUCCCUCCCCUACCCUGGGCCAAUUGUGCGCCGCCCAUGAGUCUCCCGGUCGCGGCCGGCGGCGACAGAGACUGGAUUCGAACCAGGAUCUCUAGUGGCACAGUUAACACUGCGAUGCAGUGCCUUAGACCACUGCGCCACUCAUGAUGUACUCCCGAGUGGCGCAGUGGUCUAAGGCUGUGCCACUAGAGAUCCUGGUUCGAAUCCAGGCUCUGUCGUAGCCGGCCGUGACCGGGAGACCCAUGGGGCGGCGCACAAUUGGCCCAGCGUCGUCCAGGGUAGGGGAGGGAAUGGCCGGCAGGGAUGUAGCUCAGUUGGUAGAGCAUGGCGUUUGAUUGGUAUUGGUAUUUUGGCCAAUCACAUCAGAUAUUUCACGUCAGAUCUUAUUUAGAUCUGAUGUGAUUUGUUAGAGGACCAAUUAGUGAAAAAAGACCUGAAUUGGGCUGCCUGUCUAAACGCAGCCAUAGGACCAGAGAAGUCUUAAAGUAGGAAAGUUUGUUUUGCAUGGGCCGGUGUAAACUCCGCUCAUCCGGGGCACCAAGCCAUGCAAAACGAACUCGCCCAAUGUUAGACUGUGUGCCUACACAUUAAAUGUAUCAUUGCAACUGUUUAUUAUUAUUACAUCUAAACGAAUUUUUCAACACUGAUGCAGUUUCAAGUUUUGGGCUGAAAUAGCCCAAAACUUGAAACUGCAUCAGUGUUGAACAAUUCUAUGGGGUUUAGAUGUUGAAUUAAUUCAGCAAACUGAAUUGUGCUUUGUAUGUUUAUUGACCUGUUUAUUGUUACUUUGACUGCAGACGGACAUGCCGCUUUGGCCAUGACCUGCAUUCCGAACAUAACUCCAUAGUUUUGAGAGAGCAUAAACUUGAGACGCUGAGUAGACAGGAACUCCGGCAGCUAUUAUUACAAAAUGACAACUCCCUCCUUCCACCGGUAAGAGCCAAACGUUUUCCUCUUCCUGCUAAUGUGGAUCAGUAGAAUGUGUGUGUCUGUGUGUGUGCAGGGUCGGUCUAGGCAUAAGCAAGGGGGGGGGGGCGGGGAAAUCUAUCGGGUCUCAACUUAUUGUUGAGAGUUAGAAUAGUGUAAUACGCAAGUUCGACAUUUGUUUGUGUAUCAGCAAUUUUUCUCUUAUUAGGUCAGUCACUGACAGUCACUCAAUUAGUAAUGUCAGCUAACCAUUUUAGAUUGGUAAAUUAGUCUAUCCAGCUAUCUAAACUUGUAGUAAUCAUGGCCAAAUACCGACCAGGUAUGCAGGGCACAUGCCCAGGGCCGCUGACCUCCAGAGGGCCCCCAUUGAUUUUGUUAGUCACUCUCACUCAGAUAUCAUAAACAUGGCAUAAGUAAUGGCAGAAUGUGUAGAAUUGCAGAAAAUUCACUUUAAAACGUACAUUUCUCUCUGCCAUCAAGAGGGAGGGCCACUAAAAUGUUUUGCCCGCAAGGUGGGGUGGGGGGGGGGGGGGGGGGGGGCAACCAAAUCUCACUUAGAACCCCCAAAAGGAUAGAGCCUGCCCUGUGUGUGUGUGUGUGUGUGACGGAUGAAGAGGUGUUCUCUGCACAUUUGAAAUCCAUUUGAAUUCAAUCACUUUUUGACAGCAUCCCUUUUUAUGUAAAUAAAACUUUCCAUAUGUUUGCCCAUGGAAGAAGUGGUCAGAAAGUGAUCUUUUGGACUUGAAAAGUAGGCUUCCUGUGCAUGUUUGUCCACUCCAAAAUAAUUCCGGCAUUCAAACUUCAUGUAUACUCUUGCCAUUUGAUGAAUGGAAAUAGACAUCUGUUACAAAACACCAAAAAGUGUGCCUAAGGACAUUCAGGGAUUGCCAUUGAUUAGACCUACACUAAUUGUGUCUUGGUGACAAAUGUACGUUUUUUAUAGCCUGAAAAGUCGGGACACCUGAAAUGGGGCUCAAACUGUCCCGGGAAAAACGGGAUGGUCACCCUAACACACACGGUCAACUUUACUAGACUAGGCUACAAUGUGUAUUACCAUGAACUUCAAAUAGGCCUACCGGUAGCCAGUGAUGUAGUGGUAAAAAAUAGGUGGGUAAACUCUGAUUGCCGGUCACGGUGAAAAAAGUAAUGCUCACUAUACUUUCAAUGCAUUUUUCUGAAAAAGGUGGGUAAACAGCGUUUACUUUGCGUUUACCCUCCACUAGGCCUACACAACUGCCGGUAGCCUACCCUGUCAGCCGAGGCAAUUUUACACACAUGAACACACGCAGAACAGGUAGCCUGCAUUCAAUAUAAUAGGCCUAUGAGUUUAAUCAAAACAUGUUUACACCCUAGUUCAUGAGUUGACCAUAAUUCAUGAGUUGAAUGCUUGGAGUCUUCACAGAUCGUGUGACAUAAAACACGACCUUUCUUUCCUUACAUUAAUGACAUUUAUGACAGUGUUAUUUGUCAUUAUUAAGCACUUAACAAUUUAAUUACAACAUUGAACAAACCCUGUACGAAUCAUGGAUCUUGGAGAUCUUGGAAAAUGCACUGUAAGUGUAACUAUGCCUAUAUAACAUUUCAUUAUGUUUCGCAGUGAAAACAGAUGUCAUGGGCACACAAAUCCAAAAUAAUGUAGGCCUAUGCCAUUGCAAAAUCGAAUGCUUCUAACCAAUAGAGUCAACUAUAGGCCUACAGUCAUUAAAGUAUACAGUGGGGGAAAAAAGUAUUUAGUCAGCCACCAAUUGUGCAAGUUCUCCCACUUAAAAAGAUGAGAGAGGCCUGUAAUUUUCAUCAUAGGUACACGUCAACUAUGACAGACAAAAUUAGAAAAAAAAAUCCAGAAAAUCACAUUGUAGGAUUUUUUAUGAAUUUAUUUGCAAAUUAUGGUGGAAAAUAAGUAUUUGGUCAAUAACAAAAGUUUCUCAAUACUUUGUUAUAUACCCUUUGUUGGCAAUGACACAGGUCAAACGUUUUCUGUAAGUCUUCACAAGGUUUUCACACACUGUUGCUGGUAUUUUGGCCCAUUCCUCCAUGCAGAUCUCCUCUAGAGCAGUCAUGUUUUGGGGCUGUCGCUGGGCAACAUGGACUUUCAACUCCCUCCAAAUAUCUUCUAUGGGGUUGAGAUCUGGAGACUGGCUAGGCCACUCCAGGACCUUGAAAUGCUUCUUACGAAGCCACUCCUUCGUUGCCCGGGCGGUGUGUUUGGGAUCAUUGUCAUGCUGAAAGACCCAGCCACGUGUCAUCUUCAAUGCCCUUGCUGAUGGAAGGAGGUUUUCACUCAAAAUCUCACGAUACAUGGCCCCAUUCAUUCUUUCCUUUACACGGAUCAGUCGUCCUGGUCCCUUUGCAGAAAAACAGCCCCAAAGCAUGAUGUUUCCACCCCCAUGCUUCACAGUAGGUAUGGUGUUCUUUGGAUGCAACUCAGCAUUCUUUGUCCUCCAAACACGACGAGUUGAGUUUUUACCAAAAAGUUAUAUUUUGGUUUCAUCUGACCAUAUGACAUUCUCCCAAUCCUCUUCUGGAUCAUCCAAAUGCACUCUAGCAAACUUCAGACGGGCCUGGACAUGUACUGGCUUAAGUAGGGGGAAACGUCUUGCACUGCAGGAUUUGAGUCCCUGGCGGUGUAGUGUGUUACUGAUGGUAGGCUUUGUUACUUUGGUCCCAGCUCUCUGCAGGUCAUUCACUAGGUCCCCCCGUGUGGUUCUGGGAUUUUUGCUCACCAUUCUUGUGAUCAUUUUGACCCCACGGGGUGAGAUCUUGCGUGGAGCCCCAGAUCAAGGGAGAUUAUCAGUGGUCUUGUAUGUCUUCCAUUUACUAAUAAUUGCUCCCACAGUUGAUUUCUUCAAACCAAGCUGCUUACCUAUUGCAGAUUCAGUCUUCCCAGCCUGGUGCAGGUCUACAAUUUUGUUUCUGGUGUCCUUUGACAGCUCUUUGGUCUUAUACUGAUAACAAGUUCAAACAGGUGCCAUUAAUACAGGUAACGAGUGGAGGACAGAGGAGCCUCUUAAAGAAGAAGUUACAGGUCUGUGAGAGCCAGAAAUCUUGCUUGUUUGUAGGUGACCAAAUACUUAUUUUCCACCAUAAUUUGCAAAUAAAUUCAUAAAAAAUCAUACAAUGUGAUUUUCUGGAGAAAAACAAUCUCAAUUUGUCUGUCAUAGUUGACGUGUACCUAUGAUGAAAAUUACAGGCCUCUCUCAUCUUUUUAAGUGGGAGAACUUGCACAAUUGGUGGCUGACUAAAUACUUUUUUUCCCCACUGUACGUGUUGGAUGGAUUGGAUGCGCAUUGGUGUCUAGCUGUAAAUUAAAAAAACAAGAAAAUUGUGCCAUCUGGUUUGCUUAAUAUAAGCAAUUUGAAAUGAUUUAUACUUGUACUUUUACUUUUGAUACUUAAGUAUAUUUAUGCAAUUAAAUUUACUUUUGAUACUUAAGUAUAUUUUAAACCAAAUACUUUUAGACUUUUACUCAAGUAGUAUUUUACUGGGUCACUUUUACUUGAGUCAUUUUCUGUUAAGGUAUCUUUACUUUUACUCAAGUAUGACAAUUGGGUACUUUUUCCACCACUGCAGACUGGUGCUACGAGGGUCAGCUGUUUGUUCACCCGCACCAUAGUAUGAUAUGUUAUGUUUGGUAUGGUUACUUAAGAGAGAAGGUUACUUAAGGCAAAAAAGGAGGGUGGUUGGUCGGGGUGGAUGAGUGGGUAUAUAAAGGUUGUGUUCGAAUCUCAUCAGGGAAAACUUAAGCAUUUGAGCUAAUUAGCAACUUUGCAACUACUUACUACUUUUUUUGCAACUUUGCAACUAUUUAGCAUGUUAGAUAACCCUUCCUCUAAGCUUAACCCUUUAACCUAACUCCUAACCUUAACCCCUAGCCUAGCUAACGUUAGCCAGCAAGCCACAACAAAUUGGAAUUUGUAACAUAAGGUACCAUACCUAUUACAAAUUCGUAACAUAUUGUACGAAUUGCAAUUUAUUGCAAAUUCGUAACAUACAGUGCAUUCGGAAAGUAUUCAGACCCGUUGGCUUUUUCCACAUUUUGUUACGUUACAGCCUUAUUCUAAAAUGGAUUAAAUAAUCUAAACACAAUACCCCAUAAUGACAAAGCAAAAACAAAAAUACCUCAUUUACAUAAGUAUUUAGACCCUUUACUAUGAGACUCGAAAAUGAGCUCAGGUGCAUCCUGUUUCUAUUGAUCAUCCUUGAGAUGUUUCUACAACUUGAUUCGAGUCCACCUGUGGUAAAUUCAAUUGAUUGGACAUGAUUUGGAAAGGCACACACCUGUCUAUAUAAGGUCCAACAGUUGACAGUGCAUGUCAGAGCAAAAACCAAGCCAUGAGGUCGAAGGAAUUGUCCGUAGAGCUCCGAGACAGGAUUGUGUCGAGGCACAGAUCUGGGAAAGGGUACCAAAACAUUUCUGCAGCAUUGAAGGUCACCAAGAACACAAUGGCCUCCAUCAUUCUUAAAUGGAAGAAGUUUGGAACCACCAAGACUCUUCCUAGAGCUGGCCACCUGGCCAAACUGAGCAGUCGGAGGAGAAGGGCCUUGGUCAGGGAGGGAACCAAGAACCCAAUGGUCACUCUGACAGAGCUCCAGAGUUCCUCUGUGGAGAUGGGAGAACCUUCCAGAAAGCCAACCAUCUCUGCAGCACUCAACCAAUCAGGUCUUUAUGGUAGAGUGGCCAGAGGGAAGCCACUCCUCAGUAAAAGGCACAUGACAGCCCGCAUGGAGUUUGCCAAAAGGCAACUAAAAGACUCUGACCAUGAGAAACAAGAUUCUCUGGUCUGAUGAAACCAAGAUUGAACUAUUUGGCCUGAAUGCCAAGCGUCGCAUCUGGAGGAAACCUGGCACCAUCCCUACGGUGAAGCAUGGUGGUGGCAGUAUCAUGCUGUGGGAAUGUUUUUCAGCGGCAGGGACUGGGAGACUAGUCAGGAUCAAGGGAAAGAUGAACAGGGCAAAGUACAGAGAGAUCCUUAAUGAAAACCUGCUCAAGAGUGCUCAGGACCUCAGACUGGGGCAAAGUUUUAACUUCCAACAGGACAACGACCCUAAGCACAGAGCCAAGAACUUACUAGAACAGCGCCGGAGAAGAUGGCUGCCGUUUUACAGCCCUCUAACCAAUUGUACUAUUAUGUGUGUUUUUCCGCGUUAUUUGUAAUUUAUUUUGUACAUAAUGUUUCUGCCAUCGUCUCUUAUAACCAAAAAGAGCUUCUGGAUAUCAGGACAGCGAUUACUCACCUCGCAUUGGACGAAGAUUUUUUCUUCAACGAGGCGGCCGCGAAGGAUAUCCUACAAACACCCGACAAGGCCCAAAUCCCCGUCAUUCGCGUGAGGAAGAGACGGAGAUAUCGCGGACGCAGAUCCGGGUGCCUUGUAAGGAUCCGACGGCGAGCGAGUAAACUGCCUCUCCCAUCAAUCCUAUUAGCCAACGUUCAAGCUUUUGAGAAUAAAAUGGACGAAUUAAGAUUACGGUUAUCCUACCAACGGGACAUUAAAAACUGUAAUAUCUUAUGUUUCACGGAGUCGUGGCUGAACGACAACAAUGAUAACAUUCAGCUAGCAGGCUAUACGCUACACCGACAGGACAGAACGGCAGACUCUGGUAAGACAAGGGGUGGCGGUCUGUGUAUAUUUGUAAACAACAGCUGGUGCACAAAAUCAAAUACUAAGGAAGUCUCGAGGUUUUGCUCGCCUGAGGUAGAGUAUCUUAUGAUAAGCUGUAGACCACACUAUUUACCAAGAGAGUUUUCAUCUAUAUUUUUCAUAGUUGUCUAUUUACCACCACAAACCAAUGCUGGCAUUAAGAUUGCACUGAAUGAGUUGUACAAGGCCAUUAAUCAACAGGAAAACGCUCAUCCAGAUGCAGCGCUCCUAGUGGCCGGGGACUUUAAUGCAGGGAAACUUAAAUCCGUUCUACCUAAUUUCUACCAGCAUGUUAAAUGUGCAACCAGAGGGAAAAAAACUCUAGACCACCUUUACGCCACACACAGAGACGCAUACAAAGCUAUCCCUCGCCCUCCAUUUGGCAAAUCUGACCAUAACUCUAUCCUCCUGAUUCCUGCUUAUAAGCAAAAACUGAAGCAGGAAGCACCAGUGAUUCGGUUAAUAAAAAAGUGGUCAGAUGACGCAGAUGCUAAGCUACAGGACUGUUUUGCUAGCACAGACUGGAACAUGUUCCGGGAUUCUUCAGACAGCAUUGAGGAGUACACCACAUCAGUCACUGGCUUCAUCAAUAAGUGCAUCGAUGAUGUCGUCCCCACAGUGACCGUACGUACAUACCCCAACCAGAAGCCAUGGAUUACAGGAAACAUCCGCACUGAGCUAAAGGGUAGAGCUGCCGCUUUCAAGGAACGGGACUCUAACCCGGACGCUUAUAAGAAAUCCCGCUAUGACCUCCGACGAACCAUCAAACAGGCAAAGAGUCAAUACAGGUCUAAGAUUGAAUCAUACUACACUGGCUCUGACGCUCGUCGGAUGUGGCAGGGCUUGAAAACUAUUACAGACUACAAAGGGAAGCACAGCCGCGAGCUGCCCAGUGACACAAGCCUACCAGACGAGCUAAACCACUUCUAUGCUCGCUUCGAGGCAAGCAACACUGAAGCAUGCAUGAGAGCACCAGCUGUUCCGGAUGACUAUGUGAUCACGCUCUCCGUAGCCGAUGUGAGUAAGACUUUUAAGCAGGUCAACAUUCACAAGGCCGCAGGGCUAGACGGAUUACCAGGACGUGUACUCCGAGCAUGUGCUGACCAACUGGCAAGUGUCUUCACUGACAUUUUCAACCUGUCCCUGACUGAGUCUGUAAUACCAACAUGUUUCAAGCAGACCACCAUAGUCCCCGUGCCCAAGAACUCUAAGAUAACCUGACUACCGACCCGUAGCACUGACGUCUGUAGCCAUGAAGUGCUUUGAAAGACUGGUCAUGGCUCACAUCAACAGCAUAAUCCCAGAAACCCUAGACCCACUCCAAUUUGCAUACCGCCCCAACAGAUCCACAGAUGAUGCAAUCUCUAUCGCACUCCACACUGCCCUUUCCCACCUGGACAAGAGGAACACCUACGUGAGAAUGCUAUUCAUUGACUACAGCUCAGCAUUCAACACCAUAGUGCCCUCUAAGCUCAUCACUAAGCUAAGGAUCCUGGGACUAAACACCUCCCUCUGCAACUGGAUCCUGGACUUCCUGACGGGCCGCCCCCAGGUGGUAAGGGUAGGUAACAACACAUCUGCCACACUGAUCCUCAACACGGGGGCCCCUCAGGGGUGCGUGCUCAGUCCCCUCCUGUACUCUCUGUUCACCCAUGACUGCAUGGCCAGGCACGACUCCAACACCAUCAUUAAGUUUGCCGACGACACAACAGUGGUAGGCCUGAUCACCGACAACGAUGAGACAGCCUAUAGGGAGGAGGUCAGAGAUCUGGCCGUGUGGUGCCAGGACAACAACCUCUCCCUCAACGUGACCAAGACAAAGGAGAUGAUUGUGGACUACAGGAAAAAAAAGAGGACUGAGCACGCCCCCAUUCUCAUCGACGGGGCUGUAGUGGAACAGGUUGAGAGCUUCAAGUUCCUUGGUGUCCACAUCACCAACGAACUAUCAUGGUCCAAACACACCAAGACAGUCGUGAAGAGGGCACGACAAAGCCUAUUCCCCCUCAGGAGACUAAAAAGAUUUGGCAUGGGUCCUCAGAUCCUCAAAAAAUUCUACAACUGCACCAUCGAGAGCAUCCUGAAUGGUUGCAUCACCGCCUGGUAUGGCAACUGCUUGGCCUCUGACCGCAAGGCACUACAGAGGGUAGUGCGUACGGCCCAGUACAUCACUGGGGCAAAGCUUCCUGCCAUCCAGGACCUCUAUACCAGGCGGUGUCAGAGGAAGGCCCUCAAAAUUGUCAAAGACUCCAGCCACCCUAGUCAUAGACUGUUCUCUCUGCUACCGCACGGCAAGCGGUACCGGAGUGCCAAGUCUAGGUCCAAAAGACUUCUCAACAGCUUCUACCCCCAAGCCAUAAGACUCCUGAACAGCUAAUCAUGGCUACCCGGACUAUUUGCACUGCCCCCCCACCCCAUCCUUUUUACGCUGCUGCUACUCUGUUAAGUAUUUAUGCAUAGUCACUUUAACUCUACCCACAUGUACAUAUUACCUCAACUACCUCAACUAGCCGGUGUCCCCGCACAUUGACUCUGCAACGGUACCCCCCUGUAUAUAUAGCCUCCCUACUGUCACUUUAUUUUACUUCUGCUCUUUUUUUCUCAACACUUUUUUUGUUGUUGUUUUAUUCUUACUUUUUUGUUUAAAAUAAAUGCACUGUUGGUUAAGGGCUGUAAGUAAGCAUUUCACUGUAAUGUCUGCACCUGUUGUAUUCGGCGCAUGUGACCAAUACAAUUUGAUUUGAUUUGAUUUGAAGACAACGCAUGAGUGGCUUUGGGACAAGUCUCUGAAUGUCCUUGCGUGGCCCAGCCAGAGCCCGGACUUUAACCCGAUCUAACAUCUCUGGAGAGACCUGAGAAUAGCUGUGCAGCGACGCUCCCCAUCCAACCUGACAGAGCUUGAGAGGAUCUGCAGAGAAGAAUGGGAAAAACUCCCCAAAUACAGGUGUGCCAAGCUUGAAGUGUCAUACCCAAGAAGACUCGAGGCUGUAAUCGCUGCCAAAUGUGCUUCAACAAAGGACUGAGUAAAGAGUCUGAAUACUUAUGUAAAUGUGAUAUUUCAGUUUAAUUGUUUUUAUACAUUUGCUAAAAUGUCUAGAAACCUGGUUUUUGCUUUGUCAUUAUGGGGUAUUGUGUGUAGAUUGAUGAGGGGGGAAAACAAUUUAAUCAAUUUUAGAGUAAGGCUGUAAAGUAACAAAAUGUGGAAAAACUCAAGGAAUCUGAAUGCACUGUAUGUACGAAUUGCAAUUCGUAACAUAUCAUACGAAAUGGAUGAUGGACAUCCAAAAAUUACUACAUACCAUAACAAACAUAAUAUAUCAUACUAUAUAAAUGGAGUGUCUCGGAUUUGCGUACAGAUUUAAUAUGAAUUGCUCUGAGACCAGGUGGCUUACAUGAUGACCAAACUGGCUCCGCACAUGCACAUGUUGAUUUUUGUCUAUCCCCACCAGACAUGUUCAUGACACACAGGUUAAAAUACAGGUUGAAACACAAAUGAAACAUUCAUGACAUUUAGCUAGCAACAGCAAGCUAGCUAAAUGUCAUGAAUGUUUCAUGUGUUUCAACCUGUAUUUUAACCUGCGUGUCAUGAACACGUCUGACUUGUCCCGAAGCCACUCCUGCGUUGUCUUGGCUGUGUGCUUAGGGUCGUUGUCCUGUUGGAAGUUACAUUUUUGCCCCAGUCUGAGGUCCUGAGCGCUCUUGAGCAGGUUUUCAUUAAGGAUCUCCCUGUUCAUCUUUCCCUCGAUCCUGACUAGUCUCCCAGUCCCUGCCACUGAAAAACAUCCCCACAGCAUGAUACUGUCACCACCAUGCUUCACCGUAGGGAUGGUGAGGAGUGGCUUCCCUCUGGCCACUCUACCUGGGAGAUAAACAUGGGUUGUUAUUUUACCUUAUUUUACCUUUCUGGAUCUUUGUAGAAUUUUGAUCCAUUUUGAGUCACACAAAAUCGUGUGUUCUCUACUCCGACAAUUAAUCCACAGAUAAAAGGGGAAACUUAGUUUUCUUUGAUUAAUCUCUCCUCGUUCGUUCUUCUUCUUUGGAUUUUAUAUGGUGGUUGGCAACCAACUUGAAGGUGCAUUACCGCCACCAAUUGGACUGGAGUGUGGACCUCGUUCAUCUUUCAAUCACCCACAUAAAAAACAUUUAGUAGAUGGGAGAGAUGGGACUUGCAGGGCGUCAAGUAUCUAUAAUAGAGCCAAGUUCUAUUUUAGCACCUGGCUACGCAGAGGCCCACGAGCAGUUUGGAUGAAAUUAUUGAAUAACAUGUAUGUGGACAUUUAUUUUAAAAUGCUCACGCACGCACGCAGCGCGGAUGGUCUGGUCAGCAUGUUAGGUUUACGCAUUAUGCCAGAUAGCCUAAAAUAAUGAAAGAAAAAAACCCUCAAUAAAGCCUAUAGAUAUAAAUUGCACAAGAAUUAUACAUUUAUGGCUUUUUUAAUGGUAUUGUUUUCUCUUUAUUCAACCACAAAGAUGACCGCAGGUCCACACACCGUCGGAUGUCAACUUAAAUGGCUAGUUGUCUAUUCUAUGGUCUAUUUUUUCUAUGAAUUCAAUAGGUUUCCAAUGGAGGAUUGACAGUAUAAUUUAAAACAACAGAUUUUCCCAUUCAAGUCAACGUUCUCUAAUAUGUGCACCUCCAACAAUCUUUCUGGCACCAUUUUGAAAGACAUUUCAAUUGUAUCCCCAUUUUAGUACAUUAAUCAGCCAAAACAUGACACCCACCCUGUAUUCUAGAGCACGUUGUGUCUCAACCGAUGGUGGGCACAACAUAACUUUAGAUUAUGUAAAAUAGGUCUAAGCUACAACAUAUGCGAAUAUCAUUUUUUUGUUGAGUUUGUUGUUUUAGAUAAUAGUCAUUAAAAUGUUAACCCUUUACACUCGUACCCAUAUACAGGUUGAAAAUGGCAGAUUUGGGCACGCCUAAAUUGGAACGCAGUGGUGGUACAGUAAGAUGCUAUACAUGUCGUCAGACCUCAGGCUCUUUGCUUCACAGCGCUGUAUGGGUUUUGACUGACAGACGUUCUCAACUUGAGCACCAUGCGCUGCCGGUAAUUGGGCAACUUUUGUAAAUGUUUUGUUGACUGAGUGAGGGAAAUGCUGUAAAUGAACAAUAUUUUGAAAUAUGAGAUGUUGAGGAUUAUAAUAAAUACUGCUUUGAUGUCAUACAAGUAAGCCAAACACCUGUGAGUCCAAAUGUGCACUUCACAUUUCCAUAUCAUAAAACUCAUAUCAUAUACAGUGUCAACGUUUUUGAUCACUAUGUUUGAUGUACAGUUACGAUAUGACAUGGCAUCAUACCCUGAACAGAAUUAGCCUAUGUUUGUCUACUGUGAAGAACAUUUGCCGCUGCACACACACCUGAAUGUACUCAUGACUCCUUUCUAUGUGCACCAAAAUUACGAUAUGUUUCUCUGAAUUGCAUUGUGAAAGUCUGACACUGUAAUAUCAUAUUUUAUAACUUAGCUUGUUGGCAAUAGAACAAGCUUUCAAAUUUACAUUUACAUUUUAGUCAUUUAGCAGACGCUCUUAUCCAGAGCGACUUACAGUUAGUGAAUACAUAUUAUUUUUAUUUAUUUAUUUAUUAUACUGGCCCCCCGUUGGAAUCGAACCCACAACCCUGGCAUUGCAAACGCCAUGUUCUAUCAACUGAGCUACAUCCGUGCCGGCCAUUCCCUCCCCUACCCUGGACAACGCUGGGCCAAUUGUGCGCCGCCCAUGAGUCUCCCGGUCGCGGCCGGCUGCGACAGAGCCUGGAUUCGAACCAGGAUCUCUAGUGGCACAGUUAGCACUGCGAUGCGGCGCCUUAGACCACUGCGCCACUCAGGAGACAGGAGACAAUCUGGGCCCACUUGGCCCAGAUUGCGAUUUAUGGAUUACGUUAACAACAACAGUAAUUGUGUGAUGGCAGGGACGCAGGCUUGUGUUCCAAACAAAACAACUACCAGUGUGCUUGCUCUAGUUCCUCAACGGCACAGCUAGGAGAGCUAAAAUAAAGUACCUUCUUUGAGUCAUAAAGUGCAUUGAAAUCACUUAGGAACUGUGCACACUUUGGAGAGGUGUGUGGCCACUUGGAGACACCAGUUAGUCCUCACUCAAACCGUUGUAAUUUUUUGUCUUAUGUUGCACCUACCCCACAUUUUCCUGGAAUAGUCUUAUCAUGUUACUGAAUGUAUCCAGAGUAUUUUCAGAUUUCGUUAUCAACAAAACUGUUGCCUGUAGGUCUAGAAUAUUGAUGGAUUGAUCAUAUAGAAAUAUCAAAACAUUCUUUCAACUCCAAAGGAAUUGCAUGUCUAUGAUGCAGGAACCACUGACUCGCUACCUUUUUCUAUAAUCAAGACACCUGCUGGUAACUCUUAACUGGUUAGGACAGCUCAUGAGGUGUCCUAAAUAUCUGUCAACUAGGUGUGACUCUUACGACUAAAGAGGCUUCUUGCAUAGCUUCUAUUUUUACCCAUAAGAGUAGGAGUAAAAUGUGUCUAUUCUCAGCGCUUAUGACCAAUUGUCUACCCGGAGAUGCUUUGUGGAUACGGGCCCAACGCUCAGACUCUCAAGGAAGAGAUUGUUGCCCUCAUCAGUGAGAUGCAUGCCAUCCCUAAGGUACUGCCAGGGACACAGUGCUUUAUGGCAGAGUAGCGGAUUGUGGGCAUGCGCCUGUCACAGAGAAAUGCAAACACCAGCUGGUUAACAGAGUGCCGGGCCAUCUCUAUGCGCUUGUUGAUGUCCUCCUCCCACUGGAACUUCCAACUCCUCCACUGUGUGAUGUCAGAGUAGACCACCGUUGUCCUGGGGAACAUUCGGAUGACUACCUCCAAAUCAGCUCACAUCUGUUCCCACAUAUGCUGAGCACUUGUUGGCUGCUUUACCUUCACUCUGUGGUCCAACUCAUCCCAAACCAUCUCAAUUGGGUUGAGGUCGAGUGAUUGUGGAGGCAAGGUCAUCUGAUGCAGCACUCCAUCACUCUCCUUCUUGGUCAAAUAGCCCUUACACAGCCUGGAGGUGUGUUUUGGGUCAUUGUCCUGUUGAAAAACAAAUUAUAGUCCCAAUAAGUGCAAACCAGAUGGGAUGGUGUAUUGCUGCAGAAUGCUGUGGUAGCCAUGCUGGUUAAGUGUGCCUUGAAUUCUAAAUAAAUCACAGACAGUGUCACCAGCAAAGCACCAUCACACCUCCUCCUCCAUGCUUCACGGUGGGAACCACACAUGCAGAUAUCAUCCGUUCACCUACUCUGCGUCUCACAAAGACACGGCGGUUGGAACCAAACAUCUGAAAUUUGGACUCAUCAGACCAAAGGACAGAUUUCCACUGGUCUAAUGUCCAUUGCUCGUGUUUCUUGGCCCAAGCAAGUCUCUUCUUAUUAUUGGUGUCCUUUAGUAGUGGUUUCUUUGCAGCAAUUCGACCAUGAAUGCCUGAUUCACAGAGUCUCCUCUGAACAGUUGAUGUUGAGAUGUGUCUGUUACUUGAACUCUGUGAAGCAUUUAUUUGGGCUGCAAUCUGAGGUGCAGUUAACUCUAAUGAACGUAUCCUCUGCAGCAGAGAUAACUGGGUCUUCCUUUCCUGUGGUGGUCCUCAUGAGAGCCAGUUUCAUCAAAGCGCUUGAUGGCUUUUGCGACUGCACUUGAAGAAACUUUCAAAGUUCUUGAAAUGUUUUUAGAUAUAGGCCUGUUGUAAAUGUGUUUUAUUGUUGCAUCACCAUAUUUAUAGCAAAAAGAAAUACAACAAACAACUUUAAGCUACAUAUUAUUUUGACAGAGGUAAUGAACUGUCCAUUGAUCAGCACAACAAUUGAUAAAACAGGACCAUGUGUGAAGCACAAGAGCUUAUGUCAAUAUUAUGCAGGUAAGCUAACAGUUACAGAAAUUAGGAAUGCAGACAGGAUGUAUCUAUCUGAGAUACUGUGUCAGCGCCUCCUCUAAGAGUAUGAAUUAGGCUGUUUUAUCCUCACUUAAAACCGUUUUUUGUUUUUAAUCUCUUGAAUGUUUUGGCAUUUAGGUCCAAGAAGUGUAGCACUUCUACAAUGGGCAAGGUUUCGUUUAAAUCAAUAGGGGUUCUGUCAAAAAGUGAUUGAAUUCAAAUGGAUUUACCCAACUGCUCUGUGUGUUCAUCUCAGGCUUUCUUGCAUAUAGAUCCGAAUAAUAUGGUGAACAAGUAUUUUAAAAGCCUUGUCACUCACUCUUUCAGGUAUGCAACUCUUAUAACAAAGGCACCGGGCCUUAUGGCAAGUGCCCGGAUCAGGAGGGGUGCGGGAGACUUCACGUGUGCGACAGGUACAUCAGAGGAACCUGCUCCUCGGGAGCCGACUGCAACAGGUGUCAUGACUUCUUUGAGCCCCACCCACGGAGGACCCUGCAGCAAAGGGGAGUGCCUAACGAUCUAAUGGCGUCCAUGUUGUCCACCUACCAGAACAUCCAGGCCAUGAAAAGUGAAGGUGCCGGCGGUGCUGGUUCCAUCAACAGGCCCCAGAGCUGUCCUCAGAGAGAUACAGGUAGAUGGCUGCAGGAGUAAACAACAGGGUUGUGUUCAGUGGGGAAUAAUGUUUCAGAACAGUCAUAGUUACCUUCAAACCCUUACUUGGAAGUAUUUCUCUAUGGACUUGCUUGCCAGCCAGGGUUGGGGUCAAUUCCUUUUCAAUUCCAGACCAAUCAAUUCAGGAAGUACACUGAAAUUCCAAUUAUCUUCAAAACUUUUCAAUAACCAGGUUUCCAUCCAACCUUUUUAUGCGAAUAAAGUACAUGUUGGAUAGAACAUGUAAUUACAGGCCUGAAACAGAAAAUGUAUUGGUGAACUUUCCAAAUGUCGAUGAAACAAAAUACGUUAGACAAGGUGGGAUUUGUUUGGGGGUCAGUAAAAUGUAUUAUGCGAGAAAUGGCGGUGGAAACGCUUUUAUUAACAAAUAUUGAUAUAAUAACCAUAAUAUUGAAGUAAACUUGGAGUCACAGGAUAACAUGUUGUGUAGUCCUCCUACUACAACCUGAGAAAGCAUGCAGUUUAUUUGUCAAGGUCUGGGUGAAGUGGUGAAACGGAAUCAGGCGCAGGACACAGAACUGAGAAAUGAAUGGAUUUACUAAAACAAAAGUAAACCAUAACAAACCCUCCACGCAGGGAAGAGCAGAACAACAGCUCACCAAACGACGUAAAACAACGGACAAUCACGCACAAACCCAGGAGGGAAAACAGAGGUAAUUAUAGGGAAACAAAUAAGCAUAAUGGGUAACAGGUGUGAAUAAUAAAGACAAGACUAGUGUAACACAGAAACAUCGAUCGGUGGCAGCUAAUACUCCGGUGACGGCGAACGCCGAAGCCUGCCCGAGCAAGGAGGAGGAGCAGCCUCGGCUGUGUUCGUGACAUUAUUAGGCUACAGAUGAAAUAAAUUAUGAUGAACUUCACAUGGUGGUGAAAGUGCAAGGUGAUGCGCUUGACGCUCCUUUCCAAUAAAAACCGGGUCUUAUUCUGGUGACAUAAUCAUCAAUGCUUGGCUGCCGUUUGACAAAUAAAAAAUCUUGCUCUUUUGUCCGUAAUAAUCUCAUCAUGUAGGCUACAUGUACCCGCACUGUAUCUGCCAGCUGUUGGCUAGAGCGCACGUGCCAAUACCAGAGUGGGCACAUUCGCUAUAUAACGCAACAUUUUUCAUUCGGUACAUAAUCUUUAUAUGCACUACGUCAUCACGCACAGCCUUUUAUCCGCAACAAGUCAAUUUGAUGGUAACGCAUCUCUGGUGGGGAAAAUGUGCAUAUAGUUCAGAUGGAAACCUAGCUAGUGAGGAAAAUGUGGAAUUGAUAUUUGGUUUACUUUAUGAAUUGAAAUGGUAUUGACCCCAACCCUGUUGCCAACUUUGAUUUCAUGUAACUAAAUGUUUGUUUGUUUAUUUACAGUGAGGAAUGAGAUCUGCCUGUUCUUUGUCAAGGGGGACUGCAAACAAGGAGGUACAUUUAACGAGGGAGAUAUUGUGUGUGGCAGAGGGUCUGGAGGAUAGCUUUCCCAUGUUUGCUUUGGCAGAACACCUGCAAUGGCUUUGCCACAUUUUUACUCAGGCAGAAGCUAUGGCAGCCGGCUGGAUAUGAGGUUAUAACUUUCAAGGUUGUCAGUAGAUACACAAUACAAACCCUGUGAAACCACAAUUCAGGGACAAAUCAGGCUGGCACCCAGGUGCAACAAUGAUACUCAGCAACAUAUCACAUCUUACUGCAAACGUAUGACUUUCAGAGAAAUGCUGGAGAGUCCACUUUAACAUGCCCUACAAGUGGGAAGUGAAGGAUGGACAGACUUGGUCAGCUCUGCCAGAAAACGAAGCGAUCGAGAGAGACUUCUGUGACCCUUCUAAGAUACACAGGUACAGUAUGUUGUUAUGUCAUAUUUGAAGAUAGACUCAGCGAUAUGACGUAGAUGCACAAAGUGAACAGCAUAGUGGGUCAAUUUCCGCAAUAACUAAGAGCGUUGAAGCGCAAGACUCAACUUCCCGCUGUUUUGGUCCCAUGGCUACCACGCUGUAACAGCGUGAAGCGAACCCAUGCACAUGCGCAGAUAUAGUGCUGUGUGUGACUGUCUUGCAUCUCAAUAUCUGCGGUGCUGCUCGUGGCAACGUCAUUUGGCUGAGUCUACCUUUUAACUAGACAAAGUAUGUCAAACUGUGAAUAAGGUACAAUAUACCAAUUUAUUUAACCAUUGACAUUCUCUUAUUUCAUCACAGUGAUGGAUCUGACCGUGUGCGUUUCGACUCCAUGACCCGUGGAUUCAGUGAAGUUCACCGUCUCUCCACAGUUUCCUCUGUGACCCAGCCCACAUACGUACUCACCACAGAGUGGGCAUGGUUCUGGGAGGACGAGUACAGCCAAUGGGUCCAGUACGCAUCCAUCGUAAGUGGUGUGAAACACUCAAACAGGCUGAUGAGUUACAAGGACCAACAAAUUUGGUGUUGGAGAGAGUAAACUGUUAUUUCUUUUCUAUAAAUCACAGAAAGAGAUGCACAGAUUGUCAUCCAUCACCAGUGAAGACCUUGAGAAAAGGUACCAGGAGGAUCAAAGUGCUGUGGUGAAGUUCACUGCAGGCCAGCAGUCUUAUGAGCUGAGUUUCAGAGGUAACACAUCUCAAACUGUUGUGAAAAACAGCUCUCAUGUGCAACCUACUGUAAUAAUAAUAAUAUAUUUUAGUUAUAAGUGCUUAGCACAAGUUACAGUUAGGGUCAAAAAGGCUACUCUUAUACACCCCUCCAUUUCCAUUACUAAAAUCAGCCGCAGGUAGCCUAGAUAUUAGCGAUGUGGAACAGUAGCUGUAAGGAUGCUGGUUCAAAUAGUUAUUCUUGUAAUUACAGAUUUGACGCAAAAAAACACUACAUAUGGCACUAUAAGGAUGGUCAGACGACGUCCUGUCUUUGUUUCAACUGUGGACGCACAAGCUGCCAGAAGCAGGUAAUAUAUGGAUGGGAAUGGACUGAGGAUGGGUACUAUGUUCUGUAUCGAACCAUUUAUUUUAUUACAUCAUUUCUAUAUUUACCUAUUAGAUUACUUAUAAUCAUAACUAUUUAGGAUAGACCAUAAAAUGUGGUUUUGUAUCUCAAACAAUAGAGGGAUUUAUUUAGUUGAGUAUGACUUGUAUAUUUAAGUUGAGAACUAAUAGAGCUUUUCAAUUGAGCUGCUUUUUUCUUGGUGUUGUAUAUGAAGGUUAUUUUUCAUAUGUCAUUUCAGGAGAAAUGGACCACGCAACCCCUCUCAGAAUUUCAGAGCUGUUCCUGGAUUUUGGGACAAAUCUGCCAUACCUGACAUUGGAUACAAGGUGACGUGUUUACAUGGGAUUCUACUGCUCUGGCUUGCAGGGAAGUCUACUGUUUAACAUUGCCUUUCAUUUGGUUUCAGCUGUGAGAACCAUUUUCUUUUCCCCUCCUGCAGACAGUCACUCUUCUGAGUUCUGACAGGGACUAUCAGAAGGUCCAGGAACUUUUCAACAAGACCAUGAGGGGCUUCCAAAUCACCAGCAUCGAGAGGGUCCAAAACAGGGACCUCUGGGAAGUCUUCCAGUGGUAUGUUUACAUCAACUCUCACUCACAAUCCUAGCAUGUUACUUCCAAAAUGCUAAGUUAACCCUGGCUUGAAUGCGAUUAUAGGUAAGCAGUGUUAGGAAUUGAAAACCUGGUCAAGGUGUGUAGAAAUGCUAGAUACAAAAUAUAAGGUGAACAGCUCCUAUAUUUAAAGUUUAUUAGACAAAGAGAGACAUAGACACACACAUAUGCAUAUGGAAAGACAGACACGUUCCUGUAAGAGGUCCGCAGCAAAUCUCUCCCCCUCAAGAGGGGAGGGCUGACCUAAAUACUCUUGCUUUAUCUGUUCGCUGUUUCACCCUUCCGUGCCAGGUGCCAAAGCAUUAAAUAAAUGCGGAGACCUUGGGGUUGAAUAGACUAUACAUUUGAAACGUCUUAAUCGCUUAAAGACCCUCAUGGCCGAUUCUAUGGCUCAGGGGCCCAGAUACCAGUUACUGAGAGCUGUUUAAGUUGACCUCUGGCCUUACAUAUGGUACCUAGAGGCAAAUUCCAAUAGGGAAUAACCAUCCGAAAAUAGCAUUCUUAACAGCAGCUAAUGGUCAUUUCUCAGGAAAAGAGAUUUAAUGAAGAAAAACAAUGGCGGUAAAAACAGCAAGGAGCUACAUCUCUUCCACGGAACGGAUCCAAAACACGUAGAAGCCAUUUGCAGAGAUAACUUCGACUGGAGGCUGUGUGGAACCAACGGAACUGUGUAUGGCGAAGGUACCUCAUGUUAACCAAUUGUCAGAAGUGUAGUCAGAUUUUAGAAGCAGUUAUGAUCUCAUUAUAGUCUGUCAUUUUGUUUUACUGAUGAUCUUCUCUGUUUGUUUUAGGGAGUUACUUUGCCAGGGAUGCCAAAUACUCACACAGCUACACCAGCCACUCAGGAGUGAGGUCAAUGUUUGCUUGUCGGGUGCUUGUUGGUGACUACACACGGGGGAACUCGGACCUCCGUCGUCCCCCUCCAAAAGGCGAGGGAAGCCCGACUCUCUAUGACAGCUGUGUGGACAAUGUCCUGAACCCAUCCAUAUAUGUAGUGUUUGAAAGGCACCAGGUGUACCCCGAGUUCCUAAUCAAAUACGAUGAUGGCGUCAUGCACUGGUCCUCUUCGGCUCCAGCUCCACCCAAGACUGUCUCUAUCCAAUCCACUUCCUUAACCCCAACAUCCAACCGGAUUCAAGCCACAGCUGCUGCUACCCCAUCAAAGAGAGUUCCAUCCACUUUGAAUCCAUCUAAAACUGCAGCCACCACUUCCUCAAAUACAACCAAUUAUCAUCCCACUUUGCGUUUAGUCCAUCAAUCUCUCCCAAAACCUGCCCAAUCCCCAUUCAUAUCCAGUCAAUCUCCAGUCCUCAUAAUGCCAGACCCAAGUUCUCAAUUGGUGGAUACCACCCUAGGCCCAGAUUUCACUCCCUCAUUUGCAAACCUCUCUCACACACUCACUACCCCAGCCAGCACCCCUUCUCUUACGCUCGCUACCCCAGCCAGUACCCCCUCUCGUACGCUCACUACCCCAGCCAGUAGCCCCUUUUAUACACUCCCUACCCCAGCCAGCACCCCCUCUUGUAUGCUCACUACCACAGCCAGUACCCCCUCUCGUACGCUCACUACCCCAGCCAGUACCCCCUCUUAUACACUCACUACCCCAGCCAGUACCCCUUCUUAUACAUUCACUACCCCAGCCAGCACAGCCUCUCGUAGACUCGCUCCCCGAGCCAGCACCCCCUCUUAUACACUCAUUACCCCAGCCUGUACCACCUCUCCCUCACUCACUAACCCAGCCAGUACCCCUUCUUCUACACUCACUACUCCAGCCAGUACCCCCUCUCGUACGCUCACUAUCCCAGCCAGCACCCCCUCUCGUACGCACACUACCCCAGCCAGUACCCCCUCUUAUACACUCACUACCCCAGCCAGUACCCCUUCUUAUACAUUCACUACCCCAGCCAGCACAGCCUCUCGUAGACUCGCUCCCCGAGCCAGCACCCCCUCUUAUACACUCAUUACCCCAGCCUGUACCCCCUCUCCCUCACUCACUACCCCAGCCAGUACCCCUUCUUCUACACUCACUACCCCAGCCAGUACCCCCUCUCGUACGAUCACUAUCCCAGCCAGUACCCCCUCUUAUACAUUUCCUACCCCAGCCAGUACCCCCUCUUAUAAUCUCACUACCCCAGCCAGUACCCACUCUCCUACACUCACUACCCCAGCCAGUACCCCCUCUUAUACAUUCACUACCACAGCCAGCACAGCCUCUCAUAGACUCGCUCCCCCAGCCAGCACAGCCUCUUGUAGACUCGCUUGCCGAGCCAGCACCCCCUCUUAUACACUCAUUACCCAAGCCAGUACCCCCUCUCCUACACUCACUACCCCAGCCAGUACCCCCUCUCGUACGCUCACUACCCCAGCCAGGACCCCCUCUUAUACAUUUCCUACCCCAGCCAGUACCCCCUCUCCUACAUUCACUACCCCAGCCAGUACCCCCUCUCGUACGCUCACUACCCCAGCCAGGACCCCCUCUUAUACAUUUCCUACCCCAGCCAGUACCCCCUCUCGUACGCUCACUACCCCAGCCAGGACCCCCUCUUAUACAUUUCCUACCCCAGCCAGUACCCCCUCUCCUACAUUCACUACCCCAGCCAGCACCCCCUCUCCUAUACUCACUCCCUCAGCCAGCACCCCCUCUCGCACACUUUUCCUUCCAACUGGCACCCUAUCUCGGCCUCACACCCUCUCAACGACCACUACUCCCACUCCCUCAGCCAGCAGUACCUCUCACCCACUAUCCCGUUCAUCCUCAUUGAGCACACCUUAUCACACCCUUUCUGACUCCUCAUACUCCCCCACUUACACACAAACUCCCUCCACGUCAAGCAAUUCUUCUAGCACACUCUCCCCCUCAGCAAGCAACCUAUCUCGGGUGUUCUCUCCCUCGACAGGUGCCUUCUGUCGUCCACUAUCUACCACAACAAGCAUCACUAGAUCUCCUCCUGAGUCACUGUACAGUGUUCCAACAGCUCAAAGGAGGGACACUAAAGAAAAAAAUAAGUGCCUUCUCCAAUAACUUGGCUUUGUCAGGAUUGAGCAGUAAGUUAAUGGAAAGUUUUGAUCGCGAACUUCAUUAAAAAAUAUAUAUAUAUUAAGAAAGAAAAUGUAUUAAAAUGAUGAAUGAUAAGUGCAUUUGCAUAUUAAAGAUGUAUAGCUGUGUAUCUUUACCUGUAAGGGCUCAACAACAGUAAAGCUGUUCACAACAAACCCGAAGUUUGUAAUAUUGCAAAAAGAUGAAUUUGAUGAUGAUGUUUCCUAUUCAGGUCUGCUGACACAGUCCAUACAUGAAACAUGUAAUACAUGAAAUACAUGUUUUAAACUGAAACACUCAUAAAAUCAUUGAUUGUGUAUGUUUUUUGGACUAGCUUACUUGUUUCUAAGAGAUUUUCAAACAGCCUAAUGUCAGAAACAUUAUUUAUUUGGACAAAUAUAAUCUUUAUUGACAUUAAACUGAAUCAAUGGCUCCUGUGUGUCUAACAGGCUUAUUGUGCCGGAAAUGAAGGUUCAAUGUGACGUAUUUAAAAGGGUGUAUACUGUCAUUAGUGUGAUCUAUUGCCUGUUUGUUAUACUUGGAUACCUUCAUAACAGGGGAGUGGUUACAUAUACUGUAAGUUUCAUUUAGUCAGAAAUGGUUUUGUCGCAUGCUGGUCACCUGUUUUGUAGGUAAUGGAGAGCAAAGGUCUACUUCAGCUUUGACCAUAUGUACAGUUCGUGCGUUUGCGAGGGCCAACAGUCCGGUGUUCUACUACGGUGACUGA